This is a messenger RNA of Capsaspora owczarzaki ATCC 30864, 3551 nucleotides long. RefSeq names its product ubiquitin carboxyl-terminal hydrolase. Gene Ontology annotation, molecular function: cysteine-type deubiquitinase activity; cysteine-type endopeptidase activity. NCBI's taxonomy places the organism in Eukaryota, Filasterea, Ministeriida, Capsasporidae. Gene Ontology annotation, biological process: regulation of protein stability; protein deubiquitination. The transcript has 7 exons. Gene Ontology annotation, cellular component: nucleus; cytosol. The record is from RefSeq and is a predicted model, not a curated record. The coding region runs from base 17 to 3415 and encodes 1132 amino acids.
UUUUGUUUUCGUGAUCAUGGAUGAUUUGGCAGCCCGCGUCGCGGAGAUGAUGGAGUUCUGUCCACACAUCACUGCAGACGAUGCGCGCCAGUACCUCCAGCGGCACGGAGGCAGCGUCGAGCAAGCAGUGCAGGUGUUGUUCAGCCAGCCGAGCCGCUCAGCACCGAGCUCGACCAGCGGCGGACCAGCUCCGUCGUCAUUGCCAUUGUCAUUGUCAUCAUCAUCGUCGCUGUCAUCGACUAGUACGCAUGCUGCAGCAUUGGCGGAUGCUACGUCGCCGAGGGUGGCUGAUCUGCCGCCGACGCUGUCAUCGAGCUCGACUGCGAUCGUGCCGUACAACGACGCGACGGCCGCCGCCAGGCCCAGCACUGGUGCGACUGGGACGAGUAGCACGACUGGCAGAGGGAUCAAGCACGUCCCGACGGUGGCGGUGGAGGGCGACGACGACCAGCUCCAAGCCGCCCUCUCGCGCUCGCUGCAAGACCAGCAGCACACUGGUGCCGGUGGACGCAACGCAGGCGGCAAGGGAAUGGAGCACGACGACAUUGAAUUGUCGCGCGCAAUCGAGGAAUCGCUGAGCACAAGCCGGAACGCGAAUGGCAGCAAUGGCAGCAAUGGUCAUGGCACAGACGAGGCCAAUCUUAUGCUGUUCAGCGAGCCAGUCCAGCUGCGUGAGCCGGGCGUCCCGACGGGCCUCCGCAACAUUGGAAAUACGUGCUACUUUAACUCAUUCCUGCCAUUGUACUUUUCCAUCCCCGAGUUCCGGAAGGCGGUGCUCGAGGUUCACGUUGACACGCAGCAAGCGGAGGUUCGCGGGCAGAUUGCUGCGUUGCGCGAUUUCGACCCAGCCAUCAGCACUCUCCGGAAAAGAGACUUUGCAUUCACGUUCAUCAAGGAGCUGCAGGCGCUGUUUGCGCUCCUGAUUGUCUCGCGGGAGAAAGCCGUCAACCCGACGCUUUUGCUAAACUCGUUCGUCAAUGACAGCGGUCAGAAAGUCGAGGUUGGUCCCCAGCAGGAUGUUGGCGAGUUUGCCCAGCUCUUUCUCAACCGGGCCGAAGAAGGCCUUGGGUCGGGACUCUCCACGCCUUCUGGAACGCCUUCCAGGUCUGAGAACAUUGUGAAACGACUCUUCUUUGGCUCAAUCACCGAGCGCAGCUAUGCACGAGAGCUCGACGGCACUGAGGUCACCAACACGAGCACGGCCGAGUUUGACUCAAUCAUCUUGCCAAUUCAAGACCAUCAUUCUCUGCAAGACUCCUUGGAUGCCUACACCUUUGUCACGGACAUUGAGCACUUCCGAACGCCACGAAACCACGUCACUACUGCACAAAAGGACGCUUGGUUCCGAGUCCUGCCUCCGGUGCUCAGCAUUCAGCUCAAGCGCGUCGUCUUUAACGCUAAGACCAACAGCGCCGAGAAGCUCAACUCAAAGUUUGAGUUCCCGGCCGAGUUUGCCAUGGAUCGCUUCCUCGAUGAACAUCGAUCUGCAGCCCUCGCUGUGCGCGAGCGGGUCGUGAUUUGGCGCGGCCAAUUGCAGGACGCUCAAAAGCAGCUCAAUACGCUCACCAAUUUCGAAGGCGGCGUCAACUCUAUUGAGGAGCAUAUUCGCUGCACCGGCAGGUUUAUCGAAAAUGCAGCCAAGGGUGGAUGGCCCGGCGGCGCGGUCAGCGAGCCGCGAGAAGUUGACAUGCUCCUCCGUUCCCUUCAAACUUGGCUGGUGGAGGUGCACCGGACCACCGCCGAACUCCGCGCAACCAUUGCAAACCUAGAGAUGAAGAUUCGAGGCGCGUUUGACGCCACCAUCCCUCCCCGAACCAUGUACCGCCUCCAUGCAGUGCUUGUGCACCGCGGACAGGCCAUGUUUGGUCACUAUUGGGCCUUCAUUUUCGAUCCAACAUCUCAAGAGUGGUGGAAGUACAACGAUUCGGAGGUUUCCCGCGCGAGCUUUGAAGAGGUAGAGCGGCAGUCCAUGGGCGGCGACCUGACCAACAACACCAGCUCCGCGUACUGUCUCGUCUAUGUGGCCGCCAACUGGUUCCCUCAUCAACAGCCAAAGGCGGCACCCGACCACAUGACUCCCGAGCGCCUCAUGGAGAUGGUCUCUCCGCAACUUCGGGAGCGCCUCAUCCGAGAGCGUCAGACCUUUGAAAAGAAGGUGGCACAAGAGCGCGGCCUGUCUUCUCAAGCGGCAGCAAGCGUCGACGUCGCUGCUCAAGGCGACAUUGGUCCCUCCGCCAUGGCUUGGAGCGCCUCGUCCGCUGCUGCGCCCCCGCCUAGCUCUCCUCAAGUCGCGCAAGACGAGAAUGUUCCACCUUCCGUCAUGGACCAACCUGUUGAGAUGGAGAUCAUCCCACUGACACCCAGUCAUCACGGCGCUGGAGCUGUCCCAGGCUCCCCCACGAACGGUGUCAAGCGUAGCUACGAAGCACCUAGCUUGGAAGACAACCAAGGUGGAGACACCACUCACCAACACAAGUCACUUCGCAUGACGAUCGAUUCUGCUCCCCCAUCGGCCGCAUCCACGACGACAGACUCAAUCAUCUCGCAACACCUACGCGAUCAGUUUGCGGUGAAAUUCCAGCGAGCUCUGGCCAUGCGCACGAGCGAAGUACGGUCCAACAGUCCCGGCUCGACUUUUGACGUUCGUAUCGGGGAUUUCACUGCCUACCUGUUUUGCUCCCGUGCCCCCGAUUUCAUCAAGCGACAUGUGCUGAGUCGAGCAGUGCUUGCGGAAUGUUUUUUGUUUGAAGCAUCCAUUUCCGAGGCCUCGCUGUCCGAGGCUUCGCUGUCUGAGCACGAUUAUGCUCUGUUGGCAGCUGUUGGUCAAGAGGCUACUUAUAUUGUUCUGGAUCCCGCGCACGCGUCGAUCUUGACAGACUGGCAACGCGCGUACAACGAGUUUCUUGAAGUGACUACUCUUUGGAUCAACGGACUCGAUUAUCAAAGGCAGGCACAGCACAAUCUGGCGCUCCCGUACUUGUUCAACGCGGUGGUGGCGAAUGCAGAGUUGAAGCGACUUCAUUUCGGCGCAUUCCCGGACAGCAAAGUCUCAGCACCAUUCUUGAUUAGUCUGCGGAUGCUCUUGGUCGUUCCUCCUCCACGCACGGAGACUGUUCAGUUGCGCUCUGCCCUGCUUCGAGCGAUGGCUGCCUUCGAGGCUGCGCAGCGAUUGCGAUCGAUGAUGGAUGAUUUGGAUGGUUUGGAGGAAUUAGUGACGAAUCAAAAGCAGGCCUGGCUGUCUUUCCUCCAAGAUUUGGACAACCAAAGUGUUGAUGAUUUGAGCGCGCCCUUUUUGACCCAACUGCUGAACGACGGUGUCUCCGAAUGUCCUGAUCUUGAACGGCCCAUUGUUUCGGACGAUGUAGAGAACAUUGGCAGCCGGUUCAGGAGUAUGUUUGAUACUCAGACCUUCUGAGAGGAUUGUUGGAUUUUUUGUUGGCUUGUUUGUUGGUGGGUUUUGGGUUUUUGUUGGUGUUUUUUUUUUUUGGGUUUGUGUUCUAGCAAUGCGCAUGGUAUGGGAAAAAACAAAAUAGCAACACCUUCCAGAGCAC